Messenger RNA from Alternaria arbusti, 618 nucleotides. RefSeq lists its product as uncharacterized. NCBI's taxonomy places the organism in Eukaryota, Fungi, Ascomycota, Dothideomycetes, Pleosporales, Pleosporaceae. The transcript is spliced from 2 exons. The record is from RefSeq and is a predicted model, not a curated record. Gene Ontology annotation, molecular function: nucleic acid binding; RNA-DNA hybrid ribonuclease activity. Bases 1 to 618 code for a protein of 205 amino acids.
AUGCCUCGCAACAAGCACGAAAGGGAAAUCCGACGUCUUUACGUCCCGUUUGAAGACCCUUGGUCCUCUUCUAUUCCGCGAUCUGAGCUCGUUUCCUACAACACCGACAUGAUGAUCUCCCAACUGCGCAUGGUGGACAUGUGCGGGCCAGAACCCGUUCCGGACUACUCAAGCUUAGUCGUCUUCAUUGACGCGCGGGCUUCAUACGGCAUCUACUUUGGUCCCGACUCUCCCUACAAUAGCUGCGGUCUUCUUGACAAGUCUCUGCCUCAGACGAGCACACGCGCGGAGAUUGAGGCUUUUCGUCAAGCGCUUGGGAGCAUUCUCGCUAUCAUAAGAAAAUACCCCAAGCUAUCUCGCAUUAAGGUUGCGACCGACUCAAGCUUUCUAGUCAAAGCUAUGAGCCAGUGGAUAAAGCGAUGGAUUGAGAAUAAUGGGGUGGGCUCCAAUGGCAGACAAGUUGCGCACUUCCAGGUCCUGAAAAGGCUACAUGACCGCUUGGUCUAUUUGGAGAACAACGACCAGACGGGUCGUAGAGAGUACCAGUCUUGGCAUGUACCAAGGACCAUGAACCGAGAAGCAGAUGCAUUAGCGAACAAGGCUCUCGAUGAAGCAUGA